AUGACGUCCCAAAGGAGUGAAGGGACAUUUGCCACCACCCCAGGCUCUCAUCUCAGCAACACUACCAAAUCCCACUUGAACAGUGAUUCCCCAUUGUCACAAGAUCUAAGCAGCCUCUCAGCCCAGGAGUUGUUUAUUGAUGUUCCCAGCCGUAAGCCCUCGUACCUGAAACUCAGCUGCUCUGUUAGCGGCUAUGGAAAAUACAGCGUUUACAGCUCUUAUAAGGACAUAGAGAAACGGUCACCAUUCUCUAGCAGCUCUUCCCUAAAGGCAGAGUCGAGAUCCACCUCAUCUGAGAUGCCUGUUGUACAAUCAAACAGUAAUGAAAGGACUUUAAGCAUUGAGUGUUCUUCAAAAGACUCAGAGCCAGAAAAAGACAUGGAUAGCUUCUUGCCUGCCGAUUCCAACGGAGUUGAUAACCCAUUAGAGUCUUCCAUUGUCAAUGGUGCAUCCUCAGAGGCCCCAACUAUUGAUGGGGAUUACUUUUUAAAAUUAACCUACAAAGAAGAGGAAAAACUAAACAAACUGUGUACAGAGACUACAAAGGACUUGGAUGCUCAGCAUUUACCUGAUGAAGUGAGUGGUAAAAUGAGGGCAGCAGUUGGUAAGGCAACACUGCUAACCAAUCAGAAAUUUAAGCAAUUCAGAGAUUUGUGCCAAAAUUACAUGUCACCAACUUCUGCAGAGGAAGAACAUCCGACCAAAUUGGAAGAUCUUCAGGGCUUCUGGGAAAUGGUGCAAAUUCAAAUUGAUGAUGUCUAUGAUAUGUUUGCUGAGAUUGAUCUUAUGCGUCACAAUGGAUGGAAAGAAGUGCAACUCGAAUCAAGGAGAAGCUCCAGCUCUAGUCAAAAGUCAGCCAGUGUCAACAGUACCCCCUCACACACUCCAGGAAAUCACAGCACGAGUAAUUUACAUCGUAAAACUACCCGGGGUGGUUACCUGAUGGUAACGGAGGUACCAGCAGGACUACGAGUUGUAAAAAAAGAGCUUCUUCACAUCAGAGGGCUGAAACGCAAGAUCAUAAAAAGCACACCAGAAUCAUCACCAGAGUGGAGUGAAAAAGCUAGAGUGGCUGCCAAAGCAAGACAGGAAGCAAGGCGGAAGAUGCUCGCAGACAAACGUGCUGCAAUGAGAAAGCAGUCUGAUGCCUCACAAAAUCAAGAAGUAGAAAUUUUUGUCUCGGACAAAUGA
Molecule: messenger RNA, 1191 nt
Organism: Acanthosepion pharaonis
Lineage: Eukaryota; Metazoa; Mollusca; Cephalopoda; Sepiida; Sepiidae
Source: the annotation of a GenBank genome assembly